CGAUCACGGCAUCGUGUCCAAUGAAUCUGCAAUAUUUUCCAAUGGACCGACAGCUCUGCCAUAUCGAGAUCGAGAGCUUUGGAUACACAAUGCGCGAUAUUCGGUACAAAUGGAACGCCGGCCUACAGUCGGUCGGCAUCUCGAACGAGGUGGAACUACCGCAGUUUCGCGUGCUCGGUCACAGGCAACGACAUUCGACCAUACACCUAUCUACAGUCGGAUACACGAUGAGGGACAUCCGGUACAAGUGGAACGAGGGACCGAACAGCGUCGGUGUCAGCAACGAGGUCUCCCUGCCUCAGUUCAAGGUCCUUGGUCACCGCCAACGAGCCAUGGAGAUUAGUCUAACUACCGGAAAUUAUUCGCGGCUGGCCUGCGAGAUCCAGUUCGUACGGUCGAUGGGCUACUACCUGAUACAAAUCUACAUACCCUCGGGCUUGAUCGUCAUUAUCUCGUGGGUGAGCUUUUGGCUGAACCGUAACGCGACCCCCGCUCGGGUCGCCCUCGGAGUGACCACCGUGCUCACCAUGACCACCCUAAUGUCGUCGACGAACGCGGCGUUGCCGAAGAUCUCCUACGUCAAGUCGAUCGACGUUUACCUGGGCACGUGUUUCGUCAUGGUGUUCGCCUCGUUGCUCGAAUACGCGACGGUGGGCUACAUGGCAAAGAGGAUCCAAAUGAGAAAGAACCGGUUCCAAAAAAUCGCGGAAAGUAUGAAGACGGCGAGGGAAAAUCCGGGCCCACCCGGAGUGCCCGGUGACCACGGCGACCACGCGCCUAAGCAAACUUGGUCCCGUGUUGUCCAGGAGGUGCGGUUCAAGGUCCACGACCCGAAGGCACACAGCAAAGGUGGAACGCUCGAGAACACUAUAAAUGGGCGAGCUGACGAGGAGGCAGCGCCGGCGCCGCAACAUCUCAUUCAUCCUGGAAAGGAUAUCAACAAGCUUUACGGUAUGACGCCAUCGGAUAUCGAUAAAUACUCCCGCAUCGUGUUCCCGGUAUGCUUCGUCUGUUUCAACCUGAUGUACUGGAUCAUCUACCUGCACAUCAGCGACGUUGUGGCGGACGAUCUGGUGCUUCUCGAGGAGGCGAAAUAAACGAAGAUGGCGCGGCGAUCGCGCGUACAAGGCGGACGAAACGUGCGGUCACGAAGGACAGUUACGAAAGUAUUAAUUAGGGACGGGGAUGAGACGAAAGGUUCUACACGAAGAGGGAGGACUAUAUAUACGAGAUCGAUCCAAGGAUCGAUGGUCCAAGCCGAUGAGCGCGAUGGACUGAAAUACAACGCUGUGAUCACUUCGUUACGAGGUUAGAUAAACUGUA
This is a messenger RNA of Apis florea (little honeybee), 1323 nucleotides long. RefSeq names its product Resistant to dieldrin (gene Rdl). Gene Ontology annotation, biological process: monoatomic ion transmembrane transport. NCBI's taxonomy places the organism in Eukaryota, Metazoa, Arthropoda, Insecta, Hymenoptera, Apidae. Gene Ontology annotation, cellular component: membrane. Gene Ontology annotation, molecular function: GABA-A receptor activity; extracellular ligand-gated monoatomic ion channel activity. The record is from RefSeq and is a predicted model, not a curated record.